GGAAACGGGUAGACGCUACCCGAUUGCUUGGAGAGAAAGAAAGCGCGAACCCGCGUGAGGCAGGCAGACCAAAAAUAGGAAGAGUGGCAAGCCUGCCUCCACAGAGGAUCAAUUCUGCACGAUAGAGCACAGCAAUGAGAGGGCAACAACAGCUGCAGUGAUCCUGAAUGUUUUCCUGAAGUAUUACCAUGUAUGAAGCAAAGGAAAGACAGAAGUUUAUCAGUGAUGCUCAGUACCUAAGAGAGAUGCAGCACAAGAUGGAUUCAGAGUAUCAGGCUUGCCUGAGAAAACAAGAACAGAUUAAAGAUCAGUCUGAUAAGAAACGAGAACAUAACAGACAAGAACUGAGACAGACAAGUUUAUCAUCUAUCUCUCCUGUGCGUAGAUAUGAAAGGCCAUGGAUUUCAAGACUUCCUGUUAAUAGACAGACCUCAUCUGAUGAAAUGUCUGGAAAUGAUCCAAAAUCCAGUGCAAAAUCUCAUGGGAAUAAAUCAGAAGCUAAAUUUCCUGCUAUUGACAAAACAUCUGUUAAGCAGAAGCAAAAACCAAGCACAACCACAAAAAAAAAUGAAAAAAGUGGAUCUGGCCUCCAAAAAGAUACACAAGGUUUCCAGAAGCCAAUUUUAUCAAAAAGACAACGAAUGAACCAGAGAAGUAUGCUGGAAAAUUCAAACUCUGAAACUAUUAGAAAAGCAGAAGGAAAAGGAAGGAGAACACCAAUGCUGCAGGGAAUAACAAAGACUACUGGGUCUGAACCACAAGAUGUCAUAGGACAAAGAAAUGGCCCUACUCUGAAGACAAAGAAGAAACCUCAAGAAAAAAAGAACUUAUUCCAGUCCUCUAAAUUAACCAUAGAUAGCAAAAACCUAGACAAGGAUCUUAAGAAAGGAAAUAUUCUUACAGUAGCUCAGCAGCCCUUGGCUAAUUCAAUGGACUCUACUGUUCAGACUGCUAACAAUUCUUCUGUAUCAAGUGAAUCAAGCAACUCAAAUCUUCCACCCAUUAAAAAUACCCUUAUAAAGUCCAAAGAAGAUGAUUUUUACACAGUGUUGUGCUCAAAUGUGGAAGCAUCUGUUGGAGUAAAUGAAGACACCAAAAAUGAUAACUUAGAAGAACUUCUUUCUGUUGAUCUCAAUAAACCUCCUCUUCCUGAUCAAAGUAGGGGUAGUGGGAUAUCUUUAACACAAGUGGAGCAGCAUAAUUGUGAAACUGGAGUUGGGAGUGAUGGAAGAAGGGCUGAACUUUCCCAUAGAUUGUUACGACAACAUGAUGUAACAGUGGACCCAGCUAUUGAACCACAUUCAGUAGGACAAAGAAAAGUAAGAGAUCAAAGAAAAUCUUAUGCUCUUGAAGAAAACCUUUUGGAAGAGACUCACAAAAACGAAAGUGAACAUUUGGAAUUUAAUACAAAAAACUCACAAGCUGAAAACAGACCAGGAAGUACAGCAGCUGUUGAGGCUCCUGGCAAUUUAAAUUCUCCUGAAGACUGGCAAGGGAGCAAUGUCUAUGGCAGAGAAAGACAGAGUUUUGAGAGCAAUCAAAGAUAUUAUGCUGGUCUUGUUACUUCAGCUAGACCAAUAGUGCAGAGGCCUUCUAUGCGUUCUACACUUAAUAUCCCAGGCACCUUAAUACAACCUGCAAACAGAAGUGACAUUGCUGGCAAUGUGGAUGUUGCUACAGCUUCUGUGCAAAUCACAGAACUGAAUGGAAACGCAAGACUAACUGCUCGCAGACAACUAUCUCCCAUAAGAAUCAGGGAUUCCUUUUCAGGUGCUGAAAGUUGCCAGUCUUCAUCACCCACAGUCAGCACCUUUGAGGAUAGCAGCCUGCUUGAGGAUAAUAUAAGCAAUGGUCUCAGUAGCAUAUCUCCAAGCACUGCUUCUCAUGAUGAAGAUAACUUUCUGAAUUCCCACAGUUCCUCAUCAUCAACAGAUUCUUCCCCUCCAUCUCUUUUCCGGACAAACUUCACAGCACAUCUUCACAUGGCUGGUCCUUUACCUGAUCAAGUUCCAAUUUUCCUGACAGUAUCUGAUUUGCGGAAUCAAAGCAACUAUAUAAGCAGUACUACUACUUACAAUUCACUAAGUACCAAAGAGAUUAAUAAACCUGAAACAGACCCUGAGAAGCUAAAAAAGUUGCAAGAGAGUCUCCUGGCUGAAGACUCUGAAGAGGAGGGAGACCAGUGUCGGAUAUGCCAGAUUGCAGGAGGAUCUGUAACCAAUCCUCUGCUAGAACCUUGUGGAUGUGGAGGAACUCUUCGAUUUGUUCAUCAGGAAUGUCUAAAGACCUGGUUAAAGGCUAAAAUAAAAUCAGGUGCUGAGCUUGGUGCAGUGAAAACAUGUGAGCUGUGUAAGCAGAGUCUCACUGUAGAUCUGGAUGACUUUAAUGUGAAUGACUACUACAGGAAUCAUCAGCAGUCUCGGGCCCAGGACGAGCUGAUGAACUCAGGCCUUUAUCUUGUACUGCUGCUUCAUCUAUAUGAGCAAAGGUUUGCAGAACUCAUGAGAUUAAACUACAAUCAAGCCUCCAGAGAUAGGCUCUCAAGGCAACCUAGAACAGAGGAAAACCAAAAUCCAGCCAAUUCUGCCAACAGUGGCUAAGAACUGUCAAGCAGGAUCUGAAGAAGCAAAUUCCCUUUAGAAAUCUGACAGAACUCUCCUCUACACCCUUCCACUUUCACCCGUUGAUAACAUCAGGCCAAAAUGAAUAUGUAUACCAUUCAUAUUCAGUGUCACCCAUUUAAAUCUAAAGCCUUCUAAGGGUCUGGGGUUGUUUGUGUGGUUCGGUUCUUGUCUUUUCUUAAGUUGCAUUACUGACUUUUUAUUAACAACAUGGGUUAUUAACAGCAACUUGCAAAGUGUAAGUAUCUCCUACUGACUAGCCAGCAACUACUACUUAAUAUUUAAACAAUCACUAGAGUUUUGUUUGUGGGUAUUUUUUAAAUUGAACUUUAGCAACCUCCUAGAUGGCUAGGUACCUGCUUUCCUACACCUGCUUUAGAAGCCAGUCUCCAUCAUUUUGCUGUGGGUCAGGGGCUCCUUGAAGAUCCAGAAUCAUUUGUACAUUAAAACAGAGUUGUAUUCCCAGUCUUAUCAUAAAACAUUCUGUGGCACACAGAUAUAAAUGUAUUGAUGUACUGUUGUAUGAUCAUCUUUAUAACAUUACUGCCUAUGAUUUGCAUGGCACAAGAACCUAAUAAAAACACAAGUAUUUUGUUCUCGUUCCAGUCACCACAUCACCCUUUUUGCAGAGUAGAUAUCUUGCUUAUUUAUAACACCACUGUUACUUUUCGGGCAAGGGUGAAAAUCCAAUAGGAAUUUCCCUCAUAAGUCUAGUACUUAGAGUUUUUGGUGUAAACUUUCUUUACCUUGAUGUAAAGCACAGAGUUUUAAUCAACUCUCAAAACUUCACUUAUUUUACUUUGCUAUGUAUCUGUUGGUGGUAUUUUUCUUAGCAAGGACUGUUUCAUUUCCAUGCUCAGUACAACACUUGCCAUUCUGCUCAUGAUGGUUUAAUGUCACAGUAAUACCAGCAACUGUAGCCCAGAAAAUUAACCUCAGUUGGAGCCAUUACACUGAACACUGCCACUAAUUUCCAUGCUUCAUUGAAGAAUGUCUAAAGCUAGAGGCAGCUUUUGAAAAGCUAUAUUGCCAUACAUUACAAAUUGGGGGACGUGAUUUAUAAAUACAGAAAAUACUUUUGAAGUUUCCCUAUGCCCACAGGAGGGGAUUCUAGAACCCUGAGAUAGCUCUUAAGGCCCUCUUGUAGUCCAGGCAUACCCUACUGGUUACAGAUGUAUGAAUCCUUAUCAAAGAGGCUGCCUUUCCUUGCUACAUUGCACAAGCAGUGAAUGCCUUCAAUGAUCAAGUGUAGUGUCUACGCAACCUUUUUAAGCUAUGCUGAAUAGCAACAUACUUCUUGUAGAAUGAAAACUAUCUUAAAUUCUUUUUUUUAACUGAUCUUUUUUGUUAUAUGUGAAAGUAACUGUCAAAACCUUUACAACUGCAUCCCUGAAGAGGAAUGCAUUAUCUAAGACUAAGCAUAUCUCAUAGAUACACUAUCUAAAGCUUCACUGGCAUUCUGAUUUUCAUCUUGCUUUAGAGUUGGAUGCCCCAGAGACAGGUAUUCUGACUGUUCUCCUAAAGGAGGAUCAGGUGGGCAAGUUGCAAAUCAACUGUACGGAUUGUAUUUUUAGUUCUCCAUUUUCAGAAACAGUUCUACUAAGUUUUCCUUUAUAUCAUCUCUCUAUAUACUGUAGUUUGACUUGAGUUAGCUACCUGUAUAAUUCAAAGGAGACAUCUAUACUAUUAUAGAUGUUGCUAUAUUUGCAAUUAGACUGGGAUAAACUGUUGUAAAGUUUGGCUGAGACCAGAAUGAAAUACUACUGAUUUUUUAAAGUUCUUCUACUUCACACAUUGCCUAACAUAAAAACUACCUAUCUGAUGAUGUUGAGUUCCAACAGAGCCAUUGCAGAGAAAAAAUUAACAAUGCUUAUUAAAGUCACACAAAAUGGAAUCUUCCCAAUAUUAAUCAAAGCAGAGAUCAGCAUUGUAAGAGUACAUUCUGAGAGAAUAAAAUAAAUCACAAAGGGGCAAGAGCUGUUUUGACUCUUUAUGACUAUUGAAAACAUGAAAAAAACUGCUUUUGCUGAAAGU
This is a messenger RNA of Candoia aspera, 4655 nucleotides long. RefSeq names its product membrane associated ring-CH-type finger 10 (gene MARCHF10). The transcript has 12 exons. The coding region runs from base 189 to 2600 and encodes 803 amino acids. The record is from RefSeq and is a predicted model, not a curated record. Gene Ontology annotation, molecular function: zinc ion binding. Lineage: Eukaryota; Metazoa; Chordata; Lepidosauria; Squamata; Candoiidae.